This is a messenger RNA of Cladophialophora bantiana CBS 173.52, 762 nucleotides long. RefSeq lists its product as uncharacterized. The record is from RefSeq and is a predicted model, not a curated record. NCBI's taxonomy places the organism in Eukaryota, Fungi, Ascomycota, Eurotiomycetes, Chaetothyriales, Herpotrichiellaceae. The coding region runs from base 1 to 762 and encodes 253 amino acids. Gene Ontology annotation, molecular function: structural constituent of ribosome. Gene Ontology annotation, biological process: translation. The transcript has 2 exons. Gene Ontology annotation, cellular component: mitochondrial large ribosomal subunit; ribosome.
AUGCUCCAACCACGAAUAUACAGAUCUGUGGUAACCUCAGAUGCGCCUCUAGCCGCGCUAGCAUCGUCCUUGAAUGCCUUGAGCCUGUGCUCAAAACACGCGCACCUGAACCCGCGCACCUCAGCCAUCUUCGUCCGACAUGCUUCACACGCACAGCAAGGCCGUGCAAACGGCACGAAAUGGUUUCCCGGCGAGAAUGUCGGCAUUGGGAAAGACCAUACCCUUUACGCUCUCGAAUACGGCUAUGUGCGCUACUAUCGCGAUCCCCUGAAGCAUCCCAAGAGACGCUACAUCGGCGUGGCGUUGGAGAAAGAAGGACCCAGAUCUCAGCUUCCCACGCCACGCAAUGCACCCUCCCGCAGACGAUUGGGGAUGUACGCGACGCCCAUGAAACCCCUACCACCGGCCGAGUCUCAAAUCUCAGCCGACGAAUCGUUCCUCGAGGCCCACUUGAGCCAGAGCAGCAAGCAAAUGCCGUUCAAAUCCGCUCAGGGAGGAGCAAUCAAUCCGCAGGCGGCGGCGCCUCCUCCGGCAUUUAACCGCCAAGGGACGUAUCGGGAGGCAAACGCAUCGAUCGGCUGGGCGGCCGAGAGGAAGGGGGUUAAGGUGCGCGAGUAUGAUCGCAGCGACCGGUGGCUGGCGUGGAAGAAACGAGCGCUCCGAGUCAAGAGGGGCAUGGAAGCCAAAGCAGCCAGAGCGAUGAGGAAGACCAAGGGCAAGAAAUCGAAUAAAGGACAGAAGACCGCCCAGAAGAAGAAGUGA